This is a messenger RNA of Cylindrotheca closterium, 972 nucleotides long. The record is from the annotation of a GenBank genome assembly. NCBI's taxonomy places the organism in Eukaryota, Bacillariophyta, Bacillariophyceae, Bacillariales, Bacillariaceae.
AUGCAAUCUUGGAAAGGUUUCAGCACAUUCCUCAUUGCAAGUCAAAUAUUGAAGAGCCGACCGUCGACUGCGUUCUUUCUUCAAACGAAAAGAAGAUACUCUUUCCAAAGUAGUGUCAUUCAAAGUGGCCAGUCUGACGCGGAGGGCUUACCCGGUGGAACGAAACCAAUCAAGAGAUCCUACACAGCUACACCGCCCAUCAACAUGCCACGAGGUGUCAAGAAAGAAAACUUGCCCUCCAAAGUUUGUGUUGUUUGUAACAGACCAUUUACAUGGAGAAAAAAAUGGGAACGUGUGUGGGAUGAAGUUACGACCUGCAGCAAGAGUUGCAAUCAUAAGCGGCGGGCAGCCAAUCGUGGUGGUCAAAAACCAGGAAAUAACAUUGUUGGGGGCGAUGCCUCGGGCGUGAAUGGAAGAGUGUCACCGUCGUCCAUGGGUACCCAGGAAGUAUCAAGACGGUCAAUGUCAACCGAUGCUGCCGCUGGGUCCGUAAGUGCAGCCGUAGAGUGCACCGUCGUGCCAACCGAGCAAUCAAUCGACAGGGUGACGAGUGAUGACGAGAUGGAUUCACCUGAACAACUGCAUUUCUCACGUGAGAUUGCCGACCAAUUGAGUGACACCGACGAACCCUUCGCAAGUCUUAUGGUGGAGGAUGAUUUCAUGAAGAAUGUAGAUGAUCCAGUGGCCUACACCAAACAACAGAGAAAGGCUUUGAAGAAGGCAAAGAAAGCCGAACGUCGGGCUCAGCGACAAGGCCGUGGAGACCCAACGGCUGGGCAGAAGACCUGUGACAUGUGUGGCAAGUCUGUGAAUCUUCUAAUACGCUGUAUGUACGAGCCAGGGCAAGCAGACUGGAAAAUGGUCUGCGGCAAGUGUUGGAAGAUAGCCAGUGGUGGAGUAGUCGACGGUGAUAAGGCCCAUCCUCACUAUCGAUACGGUGGAUUGUGGAAGAACCGACGAGCACAAUCAUGA